Messenger RNA from Cuscuta europaea, 1199 nucleotides. The record is from the annotation of a GenBank genome assembly. NCBI's taxonomy places the organism in Eukaryota, Viridiplantae, Streptophyta, Magnoliopsida, Solanales, Convolvulaceae.
AUUUGAUUUGGUCCACUGAUAACUUUAGUGGCGAAAACAUUUCAACUAACAUACUGAUUCCUCCCUUCCUCCAACAUUCUGGCUCCCUCUUUCAGUGGUACCACCACUACAUUGCAUCAUCCCCGGCCAGAUAUGGAACUUCCCAGCGGGAAUGGAGAGCAAUUUUACCAAUAUAUCAUCGUGAUGCGCCAUGGUGACCGCCUCGACAACGUUGAUCCGCUUUGGGUUACAAAGGCGGAACGGCCCUGGGACCCUCCGCUCCACAAGGACGGCAAGGCCCGGGCAUUCGCGGUUGGAAGCAGGCUCCGCCAAGAUCUUGGGCCUCCUAUCCACCGGGUCUUCGUUUCCCCCUUUCUUCGUUGCCUUCAGACCGCCUCUGAGGUAAUCCGAGCUCUCUCCAUCACAUCCGGUUCCAGCACUGAUCCCAAUGGUGUCUCUUCAGAUGCGGUCGCUGCAGAUCAUUCCGAAAUCAAGGCUUCCGUUGAAAUGGGGUUAUGUGAAAUGUUGAACACACAAGCCAUAAGAGCUAAUGUGGCACCAAAGGAUGGGGAUUUUAAGUUCAACAUCUCGGAAUGUGAAGCUCAGUUGCCAAGUGGAACUAUAGAUCAAAAUGCAAAAAACAUCUACAAGAAGCUACCGGAUUGGGAAGAGCCCGUGGCAGCUGCAAGGGUUCGGUAUAUGGAGGUUGCUAAGGCACUCGCUGAUAAAUACCUAUCUGAAAACUUGUUGCUUGUGACGCAUGGGGAAGGAGUAGGCUCUGUGUAUGCAGCCGUGACAGGAGCUACUGUGUAUGAGGUAGACUAUUGUGGAUUUACAAUCUUAAGAAGGCGUAUAAUUUCUGGUAAAGACCAGCCAUUUAAUGCGGGAGAGCUUACAAACCAGAUUGAAUUUGGCAUGAAGUUUUUGGCUGCGACAAUCAAUAAUGAUCCUUCUCUAACAUGAUUGGCCUUUCUUGAUUGUUCAUUCAAUCAAUGAUCCCCACGCUAAAGUUGUGGGGUUAUUCGUCAAACUUUGCCUUAGUGAUUGACUGGUUGCUCACACUGAAUAAGAUUAUUUUUGACAUGAUUUUUGGAAAAAUAUUGUUCAUAUAGAAAGUUUGAUUGUAUAUGUUGUUAGAUACUACGUAUUACGUUAACUGAAUUACCAAUUCUGCUAAAAUGGUUGAAUUGUUGAAAUGAUGACUAAUGAGACUGAAUUGA